Molecule: messenger RNA, 804 nt
Organism: Mytilus trossulus (common blue mussel)
Lineage: Eukaryota; Metazoa; Mollusca; Bivalvia; Mytilida; Mytilidae
Exons: 6
Coding region: 1-804 (267 amino acids)
Source: RefSeq, a predicted model, not a curated record
AUGAAAGAUUAUUUGAUUGUAUUUCAGGGUAAGACUCCUUAUGAUCUGGUAAAAAUAUACAGCGUUGAUGAUGAAGAGGAAAAAAGGGAGAAGAAAGAAGUGAUGGACUUCCUUAAGGUUGUUGGUCUAGAUGUGAAACUUGUUGUCGGUCCAGAAAUUGUUGGUCUAGAGGUGGAAUUUGUUGUCCGCCCUGAGGUUGUUCGUCUAGAGGUGGAAUUUGUUGUCGGCCCUGAGGUUGUUGGUCCAGAGGUGAAAUUUGUUGGUCCUGGGGAUACGGUAGUUGGUCCCAGUAUUGAUGAUUGUGGUGUAGUUGGAGGCAUUGCCCUUGAUAAACUUUGGCAAACUGUCAUGUCAAAGACAUCACCAGAAGUAACUCCUGACACCCAUUUACAGGAACCUGCAGCACCAGUAGUUGAAGAUUCCAUCGGAAAAGGGCAACAGUCUGCCAUGUUAAAUCGUUUAUUAGGGAAGGGCAGCUAUGAAUCAUUUGAUAUGAGAUGCAUGGUAACCGGUCAAUUUUCUGUUGGGAAAACGACUCUUGUGAAGCUGUUAGCUGGGGAUGUCCUACCAGAAGGACGACAUCCAACUGAUGGGAUUUCUCUGGUAGAAGGUCGCUGUGGCCUCGACAUUCAGUCAAAAGAGUGGAUUCUUGUUGAUCCAGACUCUUUUAAUGCCCUGGAUGUUGUGUACCAUAAGGUUUUAAUGACCUCUCUGGAAGAAGAGGAGGAGAGUGAACUAACCAAAAAGUUCAUCAAAGCUUCAGAUACAAGCCCAACUGGUUAUGCCAAAUGCCCCACACGGUAA